CCACCUUUCCCUUCAACCAUGUCGUUGCUCCCCUACAACAAUCCCCACAACUAUGAAUCAGAAAAGCUCAUCAUCAGAAAUUUCUUCGAAACCUUCAAGGGGGAGGCGGAGAAGGACCUUGAGGCUGGGAUGGCGGGGAUUCGGAUAGACGCGCCAGAAGACGCGCAAAUGGACCCAGAGAUGGAUAAAAAGUACAUGAGACAACUGCAACGAAUAGCCAACCGCGAACAAGAGAAGCUCGUCGUCGAACUGGAGGACAUAUGGCACUCCUCAGACAAUGACCAAGUAAAAACUCUUGUCCGGUCGAUCUGCGACAAUACUCGCCGCUAUGUCAUUCUUUUCAGCGAAGUCGUCGACGAUCUUCUGCGUCUGAAUCCUCCCACCAAAGACAUCAGCGAUAAAGACGAGGUCAUUGACGUGAUAAUGCAUCAACGACGUGAGCGGAAUGCACAGUUGGACCAAGCAGUUGCAUUUUCUCCACUUGUUUCCCAUAAUUUCCAAAGUAAUCUUUACUUCAAACCACUGCUCAACGACGUUGCUCUCGCCGUUCGCGAAGUUCAUAGUGCCCAUAUUGGACAUCUCAUCACUGUUCGUGGGAUCGUGACAAGAGUAUCAGAGGUCAAACCAUUACUACAAGUCAACGCCUACACUUGCGACGUUUGUGGGUCGGAAACAUUCCAAGAGGUCACAAACAAGACUUUCGCGCCACUCUACGACUGUGGCAACACCGAGGAGUGCGAGAAGAAUGGUGUGAAGGGCAGUUUGCAUAUGCAAACACGGGCAUGUCGUUUCAGUCCGUUCCAAGAACUCAAAAUCCAAGAGAUGGCUGACCAAGUUCCUGUUGGCCACAUCCCUCGUUCUAUGACGGUCCACGUCAGCGGGAGCCUUACACGCCUUAUGAACCCUGGCGAUGAGGUUCAUCUUGGUGGUAUCUUCCUCCCCGUUCCCUACACCGGUUUCCAAGCCAUUCGUGCUGGGCUUCUCACGGACACGUACCUUGACGUACAUGACGUUCACCAACAAAAGAAACAAUAUCGCGACAUGGAGACGACACCAGAGCUCGAAGCGAAGAUGGAGCAGCUCCACGCAGAGGACGGCUUAUACAACAAGCUGGCCGAAAGCAUCGCUCCUGAAAUCUAUGGCCACUCAGACGUCAAGAAGGCGCUUCUGCUCUUACUGGUUGGAGGGGUUACGAAAGUUACUAGUGACGGGAUGAAGAUUCGUGGCGACAUCAAUAUUUGUCUUAUGGGUGAUCCUGGUGUGGCGAAGUCCCAACUUUUGAAGUACAUCUCCAAAAUUGCCCCUCGGGGAGUGUACACGACCGGUAAAGGCUCCUCUGGUGUUGGCUUAACCGCGGCCGUUAUGCGUGAUCCUGUUACAGACGAAAUGGUCCUCGAGGGUGGUGCACUUGUGCUUGCGGACAAUGGAAUUUGCUGCAUCGACGAAUUCGACAAAAUGGACGACUCCGAUCGUACUGCCAUCCAUGAAGUGAUGGAGCAACAAACCAUCUCUAUCUCUAAAGCCGGUAUCUCGACCACCCUCAAUGCCCGCACCUCGAUUCUUGCAGCAGCGAAUCCUCUGUACGGUCGGUAUAACCCUAAAGUCUCGCCUGUCGAGAACAUCAAUCUUCCCGCGGCAUUGUUGUCGCGUUUCGACCUUCUCUUCCUGAUUCUCGAUAAACCAUCCCGCGACGACGAUGAACGUCUCGCUCAGCAUGUCACAUACGUCCACAUGCACAACCGUCAUCCAGACCUUGAGGAGGAGGUUGUGGAUCCUACUCUCAUGAGGCACUACAUCGCCAAAGCACGCGAAGUACGACCGGUGGUUCCUCCAGCGGUGUCCCAAUACGUCGUCGACUCGUAUGUCCAACUUCGCAAAGCGGGGAAGGCGGCAGAAGAAUCGAACAAAUCACACUCGUAUACCUCUGCUCGAACGCUUAUUGGUGUACUGCGACUUGCACAGGCUCUCGCCCGACUACGCUGGGUUGAGACGGUGGAGAUGGCGGAUGUAGAUGAGGCACUGCGGUUGAUGCGGUGCAGUAAACAGAGUCUGGAUGAUGAUGAAGACGAGAUGGCGACGGGACCAGACAAGAGCAUCGUCAGUCAGAUAUUCCGACUGAUCAAGCAAAUGGCGGGUGCUGGCGCUCCGAGGCGGAAGGCGAAGAGACAGCGGAGAAUGGGGAAAGGCCCCGACCGGGAGCGUGACAUGGCUGUCGAUUCCGAUUCGGACUCGGACGAGUAUUCAGGCCAGCAGGAGGUCUCGAUGGUAGACGUAAGAGCACGGGUAACUGCGGCUGGCUUUACUGAGGCGCAGUUGAACGAGACCAUAAUCAAGUACGAAGACUUGAAUGUCAUUGUUCGCGUUGCCAAUGGUGCUAAAAUACGUUUCGUCGAUGCCGAUUCAUAG
This is a messenger RNA of Mycena indigotica, 2406 nucleotides long. RefSeq names its product DNA replication licensing factor MCM7. The coding region runs from base 19 to 2406 and encodes 795 amino acids. Gene Ontology annotation, cellular component: nucleus; MCM complex. Gene Ontology annotation, biological process: DNA strand elongation involved in DNA replication; DNA replication initiation; double-strand break repair via break-induced replication. Gene Ontology annotation, molecular function: single-stranded DNA binding; ATP hydrolysis activity; ATP binding. Lineage: Eukaryota; Fungi; Basidiomycota; Agaricomycetes; Agaricales; Mycenaceae. The transcript has 9 exons. The record is from RefSeq and is a predicted model, not a curated record.